GCGGUCCCUGAAGGCAGCAUCUGAGUGACAAACCCGCAGUCUAAUCCACACAGCGAGGAUGAACGGCGGCGCUGGUAUGUGUCGAAUCAACGUCGGAUAACUUCUUAUUUCGGCGGUGACGGACUAAAUCCAGCCAACGCUUCCCUCCUUCAGCCCCUCAAGCUCACUUUUUCGGCUGAAGCCGUCGGGUUGGUCGCUCCAGAUUUUCUCCAGAGCCGGACUCCGCAGACGUUACGUUGGGACAAUGGAAUCUAACGUUCUCCCGGACAGUAUCCGCCCUCAGAGGCUGCAGCCGGGCAUAGGCUUCGGUUCGGGACCGACCGGGACUCUCCGCUCCUCCCUCCGGCCCGGGGUGACGGUGCCCAUCGCGCCGCUGCUGCCCUCCCCGGCCUCUCUGUCCGCCUCGUCCGGGCCUCCUCCUCCGCCGCCGCCGCUGCAGCUCCACAGCCUGUACGGCGGGGUGGGAGCGGGGCUGGGGCCGGGGGCCGCCGGACACCCCGGGAACCCGGCGGUGCUGAAGGAGGCGGUGGAGGCGGUGGUCCGGAGCUUCGCCAAGCACACGCAAGGUUACGGCAGAGUAAACGUGGUGGAAGCUCUACAGGAGUUUUGGCAGAUGAAGCUGACCAGAGGAGCCGAUCUGCGGAACGGAGCUCUAGUUGUUUAUGAAAUGGUGCCGUCCAACAGCCCUCCGUAUGUUUGCUAUGUCAGCCUUCCAGGGGGCAGCUGCUUUGGGAGUUUCCAGUUCUGUCCCACUAAGGCCGAGGCGAGGCGCAGCGCUGCCAAGAUCGCUCUGAUGAACUCUGUUUUUAAUGAGCAUCCCUCGCGUCGAAUUACAGACGACUUCAUUGAGAAGAGCGUGAAUGAGGCUCUGGCCUCCUUCAAUGGAAACAGAGAAGAGGCCGACAAUCCCAACACAGGGAUCGGGGCCUUUCGCUUCAUGCUUGAGUCCAACAAAGGAAAGUCCAUGCUGGAGUUUCAGGAGCUCAUGACUGUGUUCCAGCUGCUGCACUGGAAUGGAAGCCUGAAAGCCAUGAGAGAACGACAGUGUUCCCGACAGGAGGUGCUGGCUCACUACUCCCAUCGGGCUCUGGACGACGACAUGCGCACUCAGAUGGCGGCCGACUGGGUGAACCGGGAGCAGAGCGUGGCCAGCACCAUCGCGCAGGAGCUGGCCUCGACGGAGCGAGAACUGGAGGACGCCCGGCUGGCAGGCAGAGAACUGCGUUUUUACAAAGAGAAGAAAGACAUCCUGAUGCUGGCUGUGGGUCAGCUGAGCGCCGCCAACACUGCCACUCUGCCCUCGCACUAAACCGACCGGAAACAUGCCUUCACACUCCGUAGGAUUCCUGGUAACAGUAUCGAUCGCUUCGUAGAUAUAAAGGUGAACUUUUUUAAGUUUUGUUUUUGAGGACCAGGUAAUCAGGCCUUGACUUACACAAUUAUACAUAUCCGUCCGUUCAAUAACCACCUGCCGCUAUAGCCGUUACCUCUCUGUGCCUAGUGAUUACAGGAUAACAGUGCUUUUUUUAAACAAAAUGCCUGUAAAAAUGCUGAGGCAUACUACAUAACCAGGGUUUACAUCCUCAGUGUAGACCUACAGAAAGCCUUCUUCUGGUCAGUGAAUGUACGGGACAUACGCCACUAUGACCCAUCAAACCAAACAGUUGUGAGGUGUAGAUCAUUUCUUCAGUCAGACCUGCGUCUUUUUUUUUUCUUUAAGGAUUUUUGGUUGUGUUUUCUUGCAUAUAGUAUUUGGGAUGUUAAGAUGCCAAAAUGUGUGGAUUGUAAAACUCUGAUAGCAAGUACCCUGUGUCUGUUCAUACACAAAACAUUCUAAAAUGUUAGAUAAUAACAGAAAUGAACUAUAUUACAUCAGGUUUUCUGUAUUGGGUGUUCAGCUUUAUCCCAACAGUUUUACUGAGACUGUAAAUAUAUGAAAACUGCAUCCCUGAAAUAAAACAAGAAUUCCAGUGAGCAUUAAAUCCUCAUUUGAAGUCAUGUUAUAAUAUGUGGGUACUUUGCAAAAUAAAAUAAAAAAUGUCUGUAGAUGUCAGCUCAGGUUUAAAAAAAAAAAAGAACAGAUAGUGAGCUAUCACUAUGUUUUUGUUUUUCUUUAUGGCGGCUUUUGACUAUUUUAGAAUUUGCUUGGUGGCCAUGACACUAGCCGAAUGUAUAUUUUCUGUGUGCUAUCAACUAAAGGAUGCUUAAGCCAACGCUGUUAAACUUUGGAAGUAUUUUCGUGUCACGGAUUGUGUUUGUCAUGUGCGUCAGCUGGAAGAGUUCAAAAAAAGUUGGUGUUUGUUUGGACUGAAUUAGGUCUCAACCUUGAUCGGAGGUCAAAUUAAGGCCAGAAAAUGAUUCAUCAGGCGUGAGUCAUUGCAGCAAAUACAAAACAGUACCAGCUCCUGUGUUUUAUGUCUUUUUUGAGAUGCCGAAAGCAGAAAUUGUUUUUUUUUUCUGGCUUGUCCAUAGGCUUAAACUAUGUAAAAUAACUCGCACUUAUAACCUUUUUUCUUAAUGUAAUUGUAAAUCUUUAUAUUGCUCCAUUUGCCUAAAUUGUUUAAUGCAUUAUAAAGAUGAAGGCAUUUUAACAGGUAGUAUUUCAAAGAAGGAGGCGAGAGUUUAAUUGAUAAUGGGCUCCGGUUGGAAGAAAAUAUGGCCUGAAAGUAUGAAAGUUAAACAGCAGGAGAGCUCAUUUUCGGUGCUGAAUGCACAGCAGAAACUGAUUACACAAAAUAGGAGAUGGCAAAUAAAAAAGAACACAAGAAAGAAACGGAGAAUGAUUGAAACCAGACCGGUUGUAUUGUUCUGUUAGUUGAUUUAUCUCUUCUCUGGGAUCACUGUGCCUUUAUGGGAUUCACAGCAUGCAAUGUCUAAAAAAAUAAACCUCAAAAGUUUCAUUUUACUUAAUGGGGUCUUUAAAGGAUUUUGUUUUCGUCUUUACAUGUAAAGAUGGUAAAGGUUACUCGCUAUGUUACUGUUACAGUAUGUCAAAGGAAUCCUUUUGGAAAGUUAAAUGACAAGAUUGACGUCACACUCACUCCACAGUCAGUGGCCAGUUAGCUUAGCUUAGCAUAAAGACUGAAAACAGAUGGAAGCAGCUAGCCUAGCUCUGCUUUAAGGCAGCAAAAUCUGCCAAACAGCACCCCUAAAGCUCACAGUUUGGCUCAUUACAUGUCAUUUGUGUAAAGCAUGCAGAAACAGAAGCGCAAAAAUAACAACUUACAAAUUUUCUACUUUUAUAGAAGUUAUUUUCUUCUUCUUUAGUUGGGCAGGAAAUAAUCUGACUAAUCACUUAACAAGUACCAACAUGAGAAUGAUGUCAGUUUUCUCAUCUCAAAAUGUCAAAUUGUUCCUUUAAUAUGUUACACGCUAUUCGAUUAUAAAGGAUCUAUUAAAGUGACAACCUUAUAACCAUAUAUCACUGGUUUGGUACUCAGCUUGUGUAAUAAGCUUUAUGUUCAAUACAGGUAUGAAAAUAUGAAGUAUUUUGCCUAUUUAGUAAAAACCCUGCAGCUUUCGUCAGUAAAUACUAAAAACACUUUGACCUCACAAAUCUGCACCUUGAAUCCAUCCCUUCUAAUCUGACAUUUUAUAUUUUUUUACUUCUGUUUAUUGCAUUUUAUAUUUUGAGUUAAAUAGCUUCCCAGAAUCUGCAGUUAUAGUUUCAUUGAGUGCUGUCCAGUGAACUCUUAAAAAAAAAAAAAAAAAAAGUAAUCAAUGAGGGAAAAAAAGAGCUGGUCGCAGGAAGGAAGUUGGAGAUCUUGAGUUGUGUGUUUUUGUGUUUUUUCUUUUCAUGUAGAUGCUCAGUAUGUGUGAUUUUUGCCCACAAGCCAUUAAUCUGAGAGCUUUCUUCUUGCAAAUGCCUUCGACUUUUCUUUGUGAUCGUUAUCAAUGAAGUCUUUUUUUCUUUUUCAUUUUAUAAAGAAAAUGUCUUUGGCUUUUCAUGUGUUGGCUUUGAUGCAUGAUGUAUUGAUUAAGUUCUCUUUUUAUAUGUUUCAUAUUCGAUACAGUAUUGUUUUAUAAAAGUGUUUCUCAAGGCCCUAAUUGUAUGUAUUUUCUAUGAACAUUUUGUAUUCCAUGUUUAUACUUUUAGUAGAUUUAUAUGUAAAUGUAAUAAAUUGGCUGAUACAAAUGUUUA
Messenger RNA from Acanthochromis polyacanthus (spiny chromis), 4141 nucleotides. It is a transcript of the gene lix1l, whose product is annotated as limb and CNS expressed 1 like. The record is from RefSeq and is a predicted model, not a curated record. The transcript is spliced from 6 exons. Gene Ontology annotation, biological process: autophagosome maturation. Lineage: Eukaryota; Metazoa; Chordata; Actinopteri; Pomacentridae. Gene Ontology annotation, cellular component: cytoplasm. The coding region runs from base 245 to 1309 and encodes 354 amino acids.